AUGGAUGUUGGAUCAGCUGUGUGUAGAUGGUUGACUACCAGCACUACUACAACUACAACUACAACUACCACAACGACUACGACUCCAUCUACCACCAUCACCACCACCCCCAACCUCUCUACCAGUGCGAGUAACAUCCCGUUGAUCAUCGGAGUAGUUAUUAUUACUUCUGUUAUCUUCGUUAUUGGAAUUAUUUUGUUUUAUUGCUGCCGAAAAAGAAACAAGUCAAGAAAUUCGAAGGAUACAAUACAAACUGUCGCUGCGUCAGGAACUACUAAAAAAGGCACAACCACGGGAACGACUAGAACUAAAACCAUGAAGUCAAAAACUGGAAAGAAAGCCAAGAAAGACAAGAAAACCAAGAAGACAACAACGACUGCUUCGUCUGGUUAUUGA
Caenorhabditis remanei is the source of this 396-nucleotide messenger RNA. RefSeq lists its product as uncharacterized. The record is from RefSeq and is a predicted model, not a curated record. Lineage: Eukaryota; Metazoa; Nematoda; Chromadorea; Rhabditida; Rhabditidae. Bases 1 to 396 code for a protein of 131 amino acids. The transcript has 2 exons.